Solea senegalensis (Senegalese sole) is the source of this 2358-nucleotide messenger RNA. Its product is annotated as A disintegrin and metalloproteinase with thrombospondin motifs 15-like. Gene Ontology annotation, cellular component: extracellular matrix. Gene Ontology annotation, molecular function: metalloendopeptidase activity. Lineage: Eukaryota; Metazoa; Chordata; Actinopteri; Pleuronectiformes; Soleidae. The coding region runs from base 1 to 2085 and encodes 694 amino acids. The record is from RefSeq and is a predicted model, not a curated record. The transcript has 9 exons. Gene Ontology annotation, biological process: extracellular matrix organization; proteolysis.
AUGGAGUACGGUGCAACCGGCGCAGCACAGUCCACUGUUGGCCGGGGAGAGGACCCGCAAGGGGAUCCUUCCACACAUUCUCAGUUUUUUAGUGCCAGGAGCCUCAUGGCAUCUGAGCCGGCGCAUAUCUGGGCCAGUCUGACUCCACAGAGGUGCAGGCGUGCCUCAACACAAAUUGAGGAUGAUCUGUGUGGAGCCUCCACCUGUGACACUCUUGGCAUGGCAGAUGUUGGCACCAUGUGUGACCCCAAGAGAAGCUGCUCUGUGAUUGAAGAUGAUGGCCUGCCUUCAGCCUUCACCACUGCCCAUGAACUUGGACACAUUUUUAGCAUGCCACAUGACAAUGUAAAGGAUUGUGAGGAUGUAUUUGGGAUACUGCAGGACAACCACAUGAUGUCUCCCACACUUGUUCAAAUCAACCGCACCAGCCCCUGGUCUCCCUGCAGUGCUGCGAUCAUCACUCAAUUUCUGGACAGUGGGCACGGGAAAUGUUUGCUUGACCAGCCUCAGAACCCGUUCACCCUCCCUGACUUGCUGCCGGGAGCAAUCUACACCCUGGAACGUCAGUGUGAACUUGCAUUUGGAGAGGGCUCCAAGCCUUGUCCUUUCAUGCAACCACCAUGCGGACGUCUGUGGUGCACAGGAAAGUCUAAUGGCCAUUUGGUGUGCAUGACUCGACACUUCCCCUGGGCAGAUGGCACUAGCUGUGGGGCUGGAAAAGUGUGCGGCAAAGGUGUCUGCUCUGACAAAUGGGUCCAAAAUGUGAAGGUGGAUGGCCGCUGGGGUAAGUGGGGCACAUUUGGUUUCUGCUCACGCACAUGUGGAGGUGGUGUCCAGUUGUCUAAAAGAGAGUGUAACAACCCAGCUCCGUUAAAUGGUGGUAAAUACUGCCAAGGGGUUCGGGUCAAAUACCGCUCCUGCAACUUGAACCACUGUCCUGACACAGGUGUAACUUACCGUGAAGAGCAGUGUGAGAGCAGUGGCCGGAUAUUCAACAGUAACCACAUAGCUCCCUCUGUUGUUUGGAUACCAAAGUAUUCUGGAGUGUCACCUGAUGACAGAUGUAAACUCAUUUGCAGAGCUAAUGCCACUGGCUACUUCUAUGUUUUGGCACCCAAGGUAGUAGAUGGGACCCCAUGCUCCCCAGACUCCACAGGAGUGUGUGUCCAAGGAAAGUGCAUCAAGGCUGGCUGUGAUGGAAAAAUUGGCUCCAACAAGAAGUAUGAUAAGUGUGCAAUAUGUGGCGGUGAUAACAAGGGCUGCAAGAAGGUGUCAGGACUCUUCACAAAGCCUGUGCAUGGCUACAACUUUGUGGUUAUGUUGCCAGUGGGUGCAGCCAACAUAGACAUCCGUCAGCGAGGCUACAAGGGAAUGAUGAGUGACGACAACUAUUUAGCCAUAAAGAACAGCCAGGGCUAUUACCUUCUCAAUGGGAACUACAUUGUAUCUGCUGGAGAAAGGGACAUCAUGGUAAAAAAUAGCCUGCUGCGCUACAGUGGCACUGCUGGCCCCUCUGAGACCCUGCAGGCUGUGAAGCCUUUAGGAGAAACUCUGAUUGUGGAAGUAUUGUGUGCAGGCAAGAGGACACCUCCUAGAAUCCGUUACUCCUUCUACCUUGCUCGUCAGACAAAGGAGGACAAGACUCUGAGGAAGGAGGGGCAUAUAAACUUCCAUAACAGUGUCCUGGCUAUGGAUAAAGCCACCGAAAAGGGAGGAGACACUCUGAAGGAGUCUUACGACAAGGAUACAGCUUUUGGGAAAUGGAUAUCGACAGGCUGGGAUGAGUGCUCAGUGACCUGUGGUAGUGGUAUCCAGAGCCGCAUGGUGGAGUGUCAGAGACAGGAUGACAAUCCAGGGUUGGACUGCGACUCUUCACUAAGACCCUCAUCCUCCAGGGUUUGUGGAGACCCAUGUCCUGAGUGGCAUAUCGGGCUGUGGUCACCUUGCUCCAGAACCUGUGGGAAGGGCUUCAAGAGACGACCAUUGCAAUGCAAAACCCAAUCAGGACAUCUCCUCCCACGGGACCACUGCUCUGGCUUACACAAACCACAGGAGCUGGACUUCUGUAAGAAAAGGCUUUGCUAGUGACUAAAACCAUUGAACUACAAAUGCUGGUCCCAAAUUGCCCAGCUGCAAGUAUUAUGAACACCAUCUUUUCUUGAGACUGUUUCAGUUGAGACUGUUGACCUCAUGACUCAGGAAACUUGCUUCUCAGUUGUCACGCUUCAUUUAAAGGACUGUUAGAAUGACCUAGGUGUAAUUCUAAUUCAAAAUGAUUCAGUAAAAUCCAUUUUGCUGUCAGAUAAGUUUAUUUGUCCCACAGUGGGGAUAUUUACAUUGUCACAGCAGCAAUACAGU